AUGGCUAUGAAUAUUGACUUUAGCGCGCUCAAAGCGCGGACUAUGGGAUCAGGUGCUGACGAGGAAGCUGUCACAGUGGACACUAGGGGACUGAUCUCUAAGGUUCUCGCUCGGUAUUCAGGAAAAUGGACUGUCUUGCGAGAGAUGAUUCAAAACGCUGCUGAUGCCGCUGCGACCAAAGUAACCAUCAAAUUCGAGACUUUGCCCUCCACGACAGUACCGUCUCCGUCCUCGACAGACCAAACGGCACUGCUCAAGCAUACCAUUUCCAACCAUACCCUGAGUCGCCUCUUAAUCUCAAACAACGGCCUUCCAUUCAGUGAGAAAGACUGGGCUCGUUUAAAGCGCAUCGCAGAUGGAAACCCAGACGAGACAAAGAUUGGUGCAUUUGGUGUUGGUUUCUACAGUGUCUUUGAUGACUGUGAGGAGCCAUUCGUGUCAUCGGGUAAUCAGGCCAUGGCCUUCUACUGGAAAGGCAAUGGGCUUUUCACUCGAAGACUAGACCUAGGUGAAACCUCGAACAAAGACACAACAUUUGUGCUGGAUUACCGAAACGAUUCCUCGCCCGUUCCAUCUCUUAUGUCGCUAUGCCAAUUUCUGUCAAGUAGCUUGACAUUCGUUGCCUUGGAAGAAAUAGAGCUGUUGUUGGAUGACUGGAGUCUCUUGCGCCUUCGCAAAAAGAGAGCUCCAGGUGUCAAUGUUCCAAUUCCGAGAGACAUCGAAACCAAAACCGCAGAAGGCCUGAUGAAAGUUGCCGGGGUUACCCAAGAGAUUGCACAGGUUGAUGCAGCUUGGAUGCGGAUUGUGGAGUGGAAUCCUAAUGCAAGCUUAUUCCGCCUCGACAAUCUUCGGGACACGACAAGUUCUCUGCGCAGCUUCUUCUCCAAGUUCACAGCCCAACCCGAGAAACAAUCACAGAUCCAGAAAACAGAGCGUUUCGAUGAGCCGAGCAACAUGACCACCAUGCAAACGGCGACCGUUUUCUUGCAUAUCAAUACUGCGUCUAUAGUGCCUUCGAUCGGCUCUUCUCUCAGCAAGGAACUUGAGCGCGCGACACGAAAGCCACCACCCAAAAAAGCCACGAUUGCGAUUUUGACUCCAUCUUACGAUGCCAAUGUUACGACAGGGGUUGCUGCGUCUCAAUCUGAGGUUCUUGCUUCCAUCCUCCCCACGAAAUCUGGAAGAGUCUUCAUUGGAUUCCCGACUGCGCAGACUACAGGUCUCAACGCCCAUGUGUCUGCGCCAUCUGUCAUCCCCACGGUCGAGCGUGAAAGCAUCGAUUUGAAUACCCGCUACAUCAGCAAAUGGAAUCUUGAGAUGUUGCGAGCAGUUGGUGUGGUCUGCCGGAUUGCUUGGUCCGCAGAAAUGGCCACUAUUAAAUCCAAAUUAGCCGCCACUGUUGGACCUUCCCGCACGAAAAUUCGAAAAGAAGAUAUCGUCGAUGUUCUUCCGGAAGCUAUACAUACUGCCAACCAGUUCGUAUUCCGUGAAUCCACGCCAUCGUCUGUCCUAGGUCAAACGAUCGAAGAUGCCUUCUGGAUGUGCAACAAAAACGCAUCUAUCGAGAUCUUGUCCACUUGUGGCGUGAUCCCCAGUCACCAGACUCGCAUUGCGCCCAAAGAUCUCAGCUUCAUGGACUCGAUUCCUGCCUUGCCAGAAGAAUUUGUACUAAACGCUAAGGCGUUUGUCCAAAGGCUGACAGAGUUCGGGCUGGUCACGGAAAUUACUGUUUCGGACAUUAAGCGCGAAUUAGAGGCGAGCACAUUACGUCCAAACCAGAUUGUUGAAUUUCUCACAUGGCUGGGCCGAAAGACCGUCAUGGGACAACUUGACCGACUUUCAAUUCAAAGCCUUCUUCGGGUUGCAGUCGCGAAUGAUGAAGAAAAGGAUGGUCAACCUUCUCGGCUCAUUAUUUUUGCUGAUAUCACCAGUUUCCUAAAUCCUCAACGCGUUCCAGCUGACUUGCCAGUGCCGGCAGCGGUGAUGCCCUUCCAUUUUACUAAAGCCCUGAGCAAGCAGGAGCUCGAGGCAUUGGGAUGGGGCGAGCUACAGGUUGUUCCCUGGCUGCGCUGGCUUGUUGAUAAUGCCGGGGAUCGGAGCCUUCUGACCGCAGAUCAGGACAUCACAAAGAGCGCCGCUUUUGCUGGGCAGGUUCUACCUGUUUUGUCAAAGCAAUGGGAGACCCUAAGCUCAACGUCAAAGCAAACUAUUGUCAGUAUACUGCAACCACAAACUGUCAUUCCAACAAAAAUUGGCAUGAAACAGCCUCCUCAGACAUACUUCGCCACGGUCCGGCUAUUUGAUGACCUUCCCGUGGUCCAUGGCCUGAAUGGUGUCAAAGAGAAACUACUACUGGCACUCGGAGUUCGCAAAACUGUUGAGCUAGGUGUGAUCUUUGAUCGACUCAUCAAUGCCCCGCAGUCUGGAGAUGCAAAGGGCCCGCCUGCGAGAAAAUGGAAUCAUGUGGAUCUCAUCCGAUAUCUCACUUCAGUUCGCGAAGACAUUCCCGCAAACGACAUUCAUAGACUCAAGGAAACAGAGAUAUGUACCGCCGAAAACAGGAAAGGUGACCGGCUUCCACCGAGUGGUCGCUUUAAGAUUGCUCAGCUGUACGAGCCAAAAGAUGUGUUCCGAGCAUUGGACCUUCCCGUCAUUGAAUGGCCUGGGAUAUACAACAGUGCUAGUAACGAGGGCAAGUUUCUCUCAAUGAUGGGCUUGAAGAGCUAUCCAUCCGGAUCGGAUCUUGUCCGGCUUAUGGUACAAAGUGAUGCUCAGAAAGACUUCGCUCUCAAGAACAAAGCAUUGUCAUACUUUAUUGCCGAGUAUCAUGCCAAUAAUUACAGCACAUAUGAUAUUGGUGCCGUUGGGGUAGCCUUCCUCCCAAUCGAGGGCUUGGAAGCUGUCAGUGCGCCAAAGGACUGUUUCACAGACGAUGGUGCGUCUUUGUUUGGGUUUAACAUUCUCAAGAGAGAUCUACAUCGCCAUGCUUCGAAGCUGGGUGUCAAGCCUCAUCCUCCUAUGAAGGAUUGCAUUCAGAUUCUCAUUCGCCAGCCUCCAAAGACACAAGGAGAUGCUAGAACGACCUUCAAAUACCUGGCGAGCAGGGCCUCGGAUCUAAGUCCACAGGAUAUUGAGCGGGUUAGCAGUUCCCCAAUCAUUCCCAUUACCGAGAGAAGCCACUCAGAGAAAGGGUCGAAAACUCGAUUUGUUUCACCGAAGCUAUGCUAUCUAGGCGACGGAGAAGACUACAAGGAUAUAUUCGACUUUGUAGAUUUUGGACAGGAGGCCAACUUCUUCCUUUUGGCCGUUGGGUCGAGAAGAGAGCCUACUAAAACAGAAAUUGCUCGAAUGCUGGUGAGGGAGCCUGCUCGCAUCUCCGCCGCCUUCCAAAGUUCCGACAAAUAUCUCAUGCUUUUAAGAACUUUGGCGGAGCACCUCCCGGUCCUGAAAAAGGAUAAAGACCUUUUCAGCGAUAUGAAGAGGGCGAAAUUCCUUUUGGCGAGUCGAGAUAUUCCACCUCGAGUGACAGGUCACAAUGGCAAAGAGAAAUCCUCGGAAAAGGACAUUGCAGACCUAGAUGAAGACCUCGACAUUCGAGAGUGGAGUCUUUCGUCCGCGAAAGAUACUGUCGUUGUGGAUGACUUUCAGAGCUUCAACCUUUUCAAGGAACAUAUUCUUGCUGCACCGCAGGAAGAAAUUCUGGAAAAUUUUUACGCCGCCCUUGGUGCGGUGCCCUUGAGCAGUUUAGUUGAGGAACAAGCACGAUUUGGGGGUGUGGCAAACGAUCAGAUAAUGGGCGUCAAAUUACACAAAAUGAUCCUCGAACGUGCGCGACUAUUCUUGCAUGAUCAACCCGCGGAUUCCAUUCAGCAUGGAACUCGGUGGCUGGAGCACAGCUUUAGCGUGCAAGUGGUUAAUUCCAUAAGCCUAACGCGUUCUCUCAAGGGCCGACGGGUGUCUCACACACAAAAGCGCAACGCUAUCGUGGCCCGCCUGUCUAGCAACUAUGGCUUGUGUAUCGGUCCAGGCAGAUACGAUCUCUACGAGAUCAGUCAAUCCCUAGUCCAUCUUAUUUUGAAGCGACCUAAACUCCAUUCGACGCUUACCCUGGAGAUGCUAUUGAAAACGGACCUAUUGGAGCUCCGUGCUCGAGGUUACAAUGUGGAGCGAAUCCUCAGGCAGAAGGCCCAAGAGGCUCGGAUUGCCGAGGACAAGCGACAGAAGCAGAUGGAGGAGGAGAGACGUGAACUCCAAGAAAGAGAGGCUGCAUGGGCAGAGACCCAAGCCCAACGAGCCAAAGAGGAAAGGACCGAGUCAAAACCUGAGCCGAGAUCACAGUCAUCCAUGCCAGGCGUCUUCCCCGAAUCGCCUAAUGGCAAAGGCUCCGCGGAUGAAACUCAUACCGUACCGCCCGAAUCAGUUAUGCCAGAAAGGGCUCCUCGGGGUUUAUUUGCCAACUUGAUCUCGCUCUCUGCUACCGGGUACUUCAACGCCGCCUCCUCCGCCCCGUAUUCCUCAAACGAUCCACAAAAUCUUCGCCCGGAGCAGACUGUCAAUUCUAACUCCCCGCAUCGAUUGCAUCAGGAGCUUCUCUCUGCUGUCCAAGCUUGUCGCGCUCACGGAUCAUCGGAUGUUUACAGCCGGCCUGAGACGAACCAAAUUCAAGAGAGCAAGUCGUACUGUGACGAGCGACCAAGCCAUGAUCUGGAAUUUGCUGCAACACUUCCGAGUGGUGUCAAUGUAUUGUUCGUCAGAUCCGUCACUGAACGAUCCUCCUUCCUGGCCAAUAACCGAGCAGGGUUCAAUCUCUUUGCCUCGAUCAUUUUGGAGUGUGGCUCGAUCUUCUCAAUGCGUGCAGACAGCCUGAGCAUCUUCUACGACCCAGGUGGCAAGACCAUUGCCUUCAACCGGGCGGGUAGUAUCUUCUGCAACUAUUUCUACUUCCAGCAGCUGCAUGAGCAGCCACUGCUCCGGAGUACCAUCCCCGAUCGCAAAGAUGCCAUUGUAUAUUGGUGGGUGAUUCUCUGCCACGAAUUAGCACAUAACCUUGUUGGCGACCAUAGCUCAGCGCACAGCUAUUAUACGGAAAGCUUCGUGGCCCAAUAUUUCCCCAAGGUUGCCGCUAAACUGGCGACUUUGCCCGGCCCCGCAACUCCCGCUGUGUGA
Penicillium maclennaniae is the source of this 5166-nucleotide messenger RNA. RefSeq names its product histidine kinase-like ATPase domain-containing protein. The record is from RefSeq and is a predicted model, not a curated record. The transcript is spliced from 3 exons. The coding region runs from base 1 to 5166 and encodes 1721 amino acids. NCBI's taxonomy places the organism in Eukaryota, Fungi, Ascomycota, Eurotiomycetes, Eurotiales, Aspergillaceae.